Spinacia oleracea (spinach) is the source of this 1958-nucleotide messenger RNA. RefSeq names its product serine/threonine-protein kinase STY13-like. The record is from RefSeq and is a predicted model, not a curated record. NCBI's taxonomy places the organism in Eukaryota, Viridiplantae, Streptophyta, Magnoliopsida, Caryophyllales, Amaranthaceae. The transcript has 3 exons. The coding region runs from base 376 to 1611 and encodes 411 amino acids. Gene Ontology annotation, molecular function: protein kinase activity; ATP binding. Gene Ontology annotation, biological process: signal transduction; protein phosphorylation. Gene Ontology annotation, cellular component: cytoplasm.
GUACUAACAACACAAGAGACUGUAAUUCCCUUUUUUUCUUCAUCCUCUCAUUUUCUCUCUCCUCAACUCCCAGCACUUUCUCUCUCCUCACUUUCUCUCUCUACUUUCUCUCUCCUCUGUGGGUCGUCUCUGGCUUGACCAGUACCACGAUCUUUCUCUCUCCUCGAGCUCGAUCUCUUCAGCUACAAGCUGCUUGAAUCGUUGGUUUUUGUUUAAGGUUAGAAAUCGGUGUAAGUCAGCUGGUCAAAAUUUUGGUUCGAUCGACGCGUUUUUUGAGUCAAUUCUGAGGGCUGCGGCUGGGGUGUGUUAGAUUUGGCAUGCUGAUGCUGAAGAAGUAGAGAGAUUCAGAGCUUGCUUCUCUGAUUGGGAAACAAGAUGUUGGAAGCUUCGAAAUUUACCGGGAUCAUAGGUAUAAACAACAAUGAAAACAAAUUUUAUGACUUCUACAAGCUUGGUGUUGGUGAGAAUUCCAACAUGUCAAUCGACAGUUAUGCGAGCUUGGCAGCGAGCAAUGGUGGGGGUUCUGUUGCAAUGUCUGUUGAUAACAGCAGUGUAGGUUCUAAUGACUCACACACCCGAAUGUUGGGUCAUCAAGGAUUGAAACGUGUUAAUAUUGGUUCUUCAGUUGCUGGAAGUGUUAAUCAUCGAGGAAGGGUAACCCAUGCUUUAAGUGAUGAUGCACUUGCUCAAGCUCUUAUGGAUCCUAAUUACCCUACUGAGGGACUCGAGAAUUUCGAGGAGUGGACCAUUGACUUGAGGAAGCUUAACAUGGGUGAUGCAUUUGCACAGGGAGCUUUUGGGAAGCUUUACAGGGGCACUUAUGAAGGUGAGGAGGUUGCUAUUAAAAUUUUGGAGAGGCCAGAGAAUGAUCAGGAUCGGGCCCAACUGAUGGAGCAACAAUUUCAGCAAGAAGUUAUGAUGCUUGCUACAUUAAAGCAUCCAAAUAUUGUUCGAUUCAUUGGAGCAUGCCGUAAACCCAUGGUUUGGUGUAUUGUUACUGAAUAUGCAAAGGGUGGUUCAGUUCGACAGUUCUUGACAAAGAGGCAUAACAGAUCAGUGCCUUUGAAAUUAGCUGUCAAGCAGGCUUUGGAUGUGGCUAGAGGAAUGGAGUAUGUCCACCGACUUGGAUUGAUCCACAGGGAUUUAAAAUCUGAUAAUUUGUUGAUUUUUGCUGACAAAUCUAUAAAAAUUGCGGACUUUGGAGUUGCUAGGAUUGAGGUUCAGACUGAAGGAAUGACUCCAGAGACUGGAACAUACCGCUGGAUGGCUCCUGAAAUGAUCCAGCAUAGGCCUUACACACAGAAGGUCGAUGUGUACAGUUUUGGAAUAGUUCUUUGGGAGUUGAUAACAGGUAUGCUCCCAUUCCAGAAUAUGACAGCGGUCCAAGCAGCAUUCGCUGUGGUCAACAAGGGAGUUCGCCCAAUAGUCCCACCUGAUUGCCUGCCAGUGCUUGCUGAGAUCAUGACCCGUUGUUGGGAUCCGAAUCCCGAUGUGAGGCCGCCCUUCUCAGAUGUGGUGAAGAUGCUCGAGCAUGCAGAGACAGAGAUCAUGACCACUGUUCGUAAGGCACGUUUCAGGUGCUGCAUUACACAACCUAUGACUGCAGAUUAAUGCACAGAAAGACGAGAAAGGAGGAAUUUAAGGGAUAGGCACAGAUUUGUGUGGGGGGAAGGAUUUGGUACAACCCAAAGUUCUGCAGGGAAAGGUUGUUUUACUUAACCGUGUAUCUAUCAGGAUAUGAUUUUCUUACAUUCAGCUUAGAAAAAAAAAAGGUGGAAAAGUCGCGAUAAAAGUUGAGAACUGUGCUGGGUUUUCUGCUUUUUUUUUGUUUUUUUUUCUCUUUAAUUAUAAUUCAAAUGGAUUUCUAUGGUUGCCAUUAGUAGGAGGAAGAGAAGAAGAUAUGUGAUCUGUAUUUAUACAUGCGCCCUCGCUCUUGCUAUGAUGUUUAUUUACUCUUA